GUUGACGCUGUUAUACCUUCUAUGAAAAAGUCGGAUUUUUUCAGUUGCUGAAAUUAAAUUUUUAAAAAGCCUCAACUGUACUUACUCAAGAGUUGUGCGUGAAAUAUGUGUAUACACUUGUGUGUAUAUUCGUAACAUAUUUAGUAUAGUCUGACUAGUCGGACUAAUUGCAUUAGCUAAACUUCAAAAUAUCGAUUUUUUAGUUUUUAUGAAACGAUAAUUUUGGAAACCAAACCAUUUCUAAACUAUAUUGACGUCUUCAAAUAAUUAUUGUCACAGAUUAUUAUAUAUUUUUUUAAUUUCAUGAAGGGUAUUUUGAAUUCGGUAUAACUGAACGGAAUUGACGUUCCGUUGAUUGUUUGAUUUUUGAUUGAAUGAGAAAUAAAUACUAUGGUCAAUAAAGCAAUUUUGAGUAGAUCGCCAGUUGUUUGUUGGCGUUGAGCAAAUGAGAGCAUUUAGCGUCGCAUUGUAAAUUAAUAAUCAACAACUGUGUAAUUUAGAUUUCUGUUGCGAAUAUUGAGUAUAGAUGUUUGUAUGUGUAUGCCUUUCUGGCUAUGACUUUAAUGACGGCAUCAGAUGGCAAUUGGAGAUACGCUUUAAGUAUUUGCUGUUAGUCGUCUAUUGGUAGAGAUCGUGAACGGUUUAACUGGAAACGUUCCGUAGCGCGCGAAUAAAUAAAGUCAUACAAUUGAAACCCUGCACCUUAUAAACAGAAUACUUAGCCGGUAGUUUCAUGUGGUAUCUACAUAAACACAGACGCCAAGUGAAUUGGAAUAUUAAAAUAUUAAUUGAUUACGAAAAACAAAUGCUUGUACAGUUGUGAUUAAUUUAUUUGCGCAAAUUACUUGAGUACAUAUGUAUGUAUGUACAUACAAAUACUCUGAAGUACGCACUUAUGUGUCUUUUGCGGGGCAUAGACUUUGAACGUGUCAGUAGGUGACGUAUACGCAACGUAUGAUAACCAUAAAUGCGUGCACAUAAAUAUGUAUGUAUGUAUGCGCUCUAUACAAAAAAAAAAUUGCAUAUACAGAGUAAGAGCCGUCAUUAUCAAGUACAUUGUAAAACUAAUUACUUUACAGUUAUAUCGAAAAACGUUCUUGACAUACAUAUGAAUUUGGAAGUACUGAAACUUUGACUGUGACAAAAAAGACAACAAAUUAACCAAAAGCUGUAUCAGCAAAAUAACAAAGUUUAUUGCCAUAGCUGCGGCAGCACAUCAUGCCACCAACGGAAACCACAAAUUAAAGUCAUAGUGAAAACUUCGCAUUUUGUGCACAAGUUGAAACAUAGUUGUAGCAAAGACUACAAAGAGUGAUCAAUCUAGCACGCGUUGUGCGAAAUUCUAGUGAAGUUGUUAACAAUUUGGCAAAGUCAUCAGCAGGUAUAGUUAAGUCAAGCGAACUUUCUGAAGGCCUUUCACACAAAGCGAACAUACGAUUUGCUCGUUUGGCGCACAUGUGGACACGCACACUGCAGUAACACAUACGCACACAACAUCAAGUGUAUCUAUGUACAUCUAGACAUAAUAAACAGAGCAAAGAAUUUAGUUGUUUUGGUCGACUUUUAAUGGUGUGAUUAUUCGGCUGCUACCUGCUCGCAGUUUGGAAAGAUAGUAUAUUUGCGAAAAAUUCGACAAUUUCUUCUGUAUAACAGCCGCCACAAUGAGUUAUGAUGACGUCAUUAAUUAUUUGGGCGAUUUCGGCAAAUAUCAGAAACAAAUUUAUUUUUUACUCUGCCUACCGGCUAUUUCCUGCGCUUUCCACAAGUUAGCUGGUGUAUUCCUUUUGGCGCGCCCAGAAUUUCGUUGCUUACUGCCGUUUGAGAAUCCGUUAAAUGCAACAUAUGACUCUUUUCCACUCGAACAUUGGAAUCUGAGUUAUCCUAUAGACGAUCUAACCGGUAAAUAUCAGAGGUGCGAAUAUUAUAAUACUGACUAUACAACGGACUAUUUGGAGACGGCGACCAUGCCGGCCACAGGCAAUGGCACUGUCAAAUGCAGUCACUACGUCUACGAUCGUUCAAAGUACGAAAAUAGCGCGGUUACCGAGUGGGAUAUGGUGUGUGCACGCGGCUUAUUGACCGCCACAAGUGACAGCCUAUUUAUGCUUGGCGUAUUGUUGGGCAGUAUUGUAUUUGGACAGAUGUCGGAUAAAUAUGGACGCAAACCCAUUUUCUUUGCCUCUCUGGUUAUACAAGUUAUCUUCGGCGUACUGGCUGGUAUUGCUCCUGAGUACUUCACCUAUACCAUAUCACGCAUGGUUGUGGGCGCUACAACGUCCGGUGUCUUUUUGGUCGCAUAUGUCAUCGCUAUGGAAAUGGUGGGCUCGACAUAUCGACUUUUUGCCGGCGUGACCGUACAAAUGUUCUUCUCAGUUGGUUUCAUGUUAACAGCCGGUUUUGCAUAUUUCAUACAUGACUGGCGUUGGCUGCAAAUCGCUCUCAGUUUGCCCGGAUUAUUAUUCAUGUGCUAUCAUUGGGUCAUACCGGAAUCGGCCAGAUGGUUACUCUCUAAAGGUAGGAAAGAGGAGGCAAUCGUAGUUAUUGAGAAGGCGGCACGCAUAAACCGUGUGACCAUACCGAGUGAAGUAUAUGACAAUCUAAUCGAUGAAGCAGCUGAGCGUGAGAAAAAAGAGGAGACUGUAUCUGAAGGCGCAGAUGAAAAGGCACCCACCGUAUUCGAUCUUCUGAAAUAUCCGAAUUUGCGUAAAAAAACACUUGUUAUUCUCUUUGAUUGGUUUGUCAACAGCGGCGUGUACUACGGGCUAUCGUGGAACACAAAUAAUCUUGGUGGCAAUGUUUUACUAAAUUUCAUGAUUUCUGGUGCAGUUGAAAUUCCCGGCUACACAUUUCUCCUAUUUACGCUUAACCGUUGGGGUCGCCGCACAAUACUUUGUGGUUGUAUGCUGGUCGCUGGUGGUGCCCUGUUGCUAACCAUAAUUGUACCUGCAAGCAAUAAUUGGCUUAUAAUAUUGUUUGCCAUGAUUGGCAAGUUGGCCAUUACUGCAUCGUAUGGUACUAUAUACAUUUUCUCGGCGGAACAAUUUCCUACAGUGGUGCGUAACGUUGGUCUAGGCGCAGCGUCAAUGGUAGCUCGUGUCGGAGGCAUCUUGGCGCCAUAUUUAAAUUUAUUGGGUGAAAUAUGGCGUCCUCUGCCAUUGAUCGUGUGUGGCUCUUUGGCAUUCUUUGCGGGGCUCUUGUCUUUGAUGCUGCCGGAGACGCUUAAUAAACCGAUGCCCGAAACGAUUGCCGACGCCGAACAGUUCGGAAAACGUACACGCAAUGCUAAGUUCGCCGAAGCAGGCGGUGAGGAGUUAGCCAGAAUUGUUACACCGGAGCAGAAAAAUCACGUUGCGGAUGGAAAUACAUGAUAAUAUUGCCUAAGUUUUUUAAGCGAAUUUAUUUUAAUAUCAGUAAACCGUUAUCUUAAUAUGGAAACUUCUUAACUGAUACAACAUGUUAAUUCAAUGCGAAUUAUUAUGUUAAGCAAAAAGAUAAAUACAAUAAUUUAGGAAAAGGAUAAUGCAAGCACAAACCGUACUUUGAAUCUUUUCUCGUUAAGGUAACGGUAUACAUACCAUACAUUUAUCAUUAGGAUUACUAUUGUAUAACUCUGGGAAAACGUUUAAAAUAACCAAAGAAUCUUCAAAAAUGUAUUGUUUUAUGUGUUAUGUGAAUAUUAUCGUCGUCGAUAAAAAAUAUGGUUACAUGCAAUUGUACUUUUAUCUAUAAAUUUUCAUAAUUAGAUUUCUAACUAAUGCAUUAUUUUACAUAAAUUACAUUAAUUAGUAAUUACAUUAAUGUUAACUUAAUAUUGCUCUCCAAAAUAAAGAGUUCUGUCUAAAAUUAUUUAUUUUAAUAAAGACAUAACAAUUAUGUUAUCUACUAAACCCCCCGGUUCACUUACAAAUAAUAUAAGUAACAUUUACUGUAACUAACCUCAAUAUUUGCAGUUUUCUCAGAAAAAUUUCUAUAUACUUAUGUACAUUUAUGUGUAUGUAUGUCUCUGCACAGACAAUUUAUUUCACUUGCAUUUAUUAUAUUCUAUAUUAGAUUAAAACAUUCUUAAGUGUAUAAUAUUUAAAAUCUUAUAUAAAUUUAUUCAAGUACCAGAGUAAUACGACACAUAUUUUUAAUAAAAUUAAGUGAAGUUCGAAACUUCGCAUUGAAAAGUUUAUGAAAAACACUGUUAUAACUUGACCAAAAUUAGGAAAACACUUCGGUCAAAAAAACCCUUAACAUAGGGUUUUAACUUAACCAUUACUUCACCUGCUUUUAUAGUAUUCUUAACUCUAUACAUAUUCUACACUCUGUACACUGUAUAUAUUCGAAAAAUGUGUCUGUUUUUUGAUUCCUUCUGAAAAUUUGACCUUUCAUUUCUUAUGAAAAUUCUGACAUCGCCUUAAAUUAAAAACAAAAAUUACGAGUAAAAUUCUAAGCCUUUAAUAUGGAAAAAGAUUGCGAACUGAGACUCGGACCACCUGAGCGGUCACAAAGGAUUGAUGUUAUAAUCGUGGGGGCGGGCAUAUCAGGAUUAGUGACAGCCUAUAGGCUUUUGGAAAAAGAACCCUCAUUACAAAUAAGAAUAUUAGAAGCAAGUGAUACUAUUGGUGGCAGUUUGCAGCAAACACCUCAGGGUGAAAUCGGUGCCAAAUGGUUCGAAGAGUCGCAAGCUCAUGUCUAUCAACUGCUGCAGCGUAUGGAAAUACCACUACAUCAGCGUUCUAUUGUGGAUACAACAUUGCCACGUUGUUGGGAACUCGAUCAAACUGUAUCUUCAAAUUUGGCAAAAUACGAGUUGCAACGUUAUAUAAACGAAUUACAAAUAAAAGCACCUUUCUUUAGACCGGGCCGAUUCAGCAUUAGAAAAAACUCAACAAAAAUGGAUAAACAUAUACACAACCGAUUAUUUUUCAAUGAAUCGCGCAAGUUUAUGACCAAUUUAGUGGAGUUGGUUUGUGGUUCGAAAGCCUCCGAUAUUACUUACAAAGAAUUCAUGAGCCUUUGCUACGGUUGCGGUAGCUUACAAAACAUAAUAAAUAUCUACUUGGACUGUCCGAACACUUUACUGGAGUUCGAUAGUGCUCAUCUACUCAAUGUGCUUACACAGCGGUUGCAAGGCACAGAAUUUCUAGUCUCGCGACAAGUGAAAUCCAUUUGCCAUUAUAAAGACUAUAUUGAAGUGCAUGAUUCAACGCAGAAGGUACACACAACGGAUGUGCUCAUUUUGGCAAUACCAUUGAACUCUCUCCAACAACUCAACUUCUUACCGCCAGUGCCCAUGGAGUUACGUAAAGUAAUGAACAACAAACUGAAGUUGCGCUUAAUGUUAACAAGCUUUAUAGCUGGCUACGGCGAUGCUCAUUGGCGGAAUGCUGGCUAUUCGGGUAGUUUUCUUAAGAAUGAACCAUUUAUAGUGGGUUACGAAUACCGACCCAAUGUUUAUGGCGGUAUGAUGAUACAUGAUAGCGGUUCGGAAUCUUUGGUACGUUCCAUUGCGCUAAAAGCAUUCGCAGAAAAUUUUGGUGAUGCUAUGGAAACACCGUACACCUAUAACCAACAUACAUUUGAGUUGAGUUCAUUAGCACAUGUGCCACUCACGACACCGUGGCAUCGUAUUGUAUGGUCAUCAUCGGCCGCUGCAUCCACCUGCUAUCGCGGCUUCUUAGGUGGUGCGGUGCAAAGUGGGCUGCGUGCGGCAUUGAAUGCUUUACUAUUGGUGCGACCACAGGUGGUGACAUGGACCGAUGUGGCCGAUGUACAUUGUCAAAAUUGUCCGAAUAUUAAAGAUGUGGGCGCAUUGCAAUUAUGGAUGAGUGGACUGAACCUAUAUAAUGUCGGCUAUUAUACCCUUUACGCUUCGAGUGUAAUUUUAGCACUACAGUUUGCCUUUAAGAAGUUUGGUUGAGACUUAUUAUGAACAUAUGGUGUAUACAUAUUUUUGAAAUAAAUAAAUAUACGAAUGGAGGUGUGUAUAUACUAUUGUACCUCUACGUAACUAAAGUCAGAAACCUAA
Bactrocera oleae (olive fruit fly) is the source of this 6013-nucleotide messenger RNA. RefSeq names its product sheepish (gene shps). The record is from RefSeq and is a predicted model, not a curated record. NCBI's taxonomy places the organism in Eukaryota, Metazoa, Arthropoda, Insecta, Diptera, Tephritidae. Gene Ontology annotation, molecular function: oxidoreductase activity.